Messenger RNA from Rubroshorea leprosula, 994 nucleotides. The record is from the annotation of a GenBank genome assembly. NCBI's taxonomy places the organism in Eukaryota, Viridiplantae, Streptophyta, Magnoliopsida, Malvales, Dipterocarpaceae.
ACCCUUGGCUUUCUCUCUCUCAUCUCCCGAAUAGCCCUUCCUUUCCCUUCCCCGAGAAGCCGGCAGCAACAAUCACCAGCCAUCACUCUGCGCCCCUGCACUACUGCACCCCCCCUGCUUGCUACGCUGAGCCUGCACCCUGUUGCGCCCCUGCUUGCUGUUCUCGAGCCUGCACCCUGCUAUGCCCCCCCCUUUAUGUAGAAACAGAUCCUGGCCCCACACCUAGAAGCCCCGAACAAGAGACAAGGUCAGAGGCUUAGUCCUUUACUUUUCUCUACAAAAACCAGAGGUCGUCAGAGGCAUGAAGGGAUCAAUCUUGGCCCUUUUAGAUCUAUGGUAGGAAGAAAAAGAGGAAGAUCGAAGGGCUCCCAGUAGAUCGAGGGUUUUUAUUUUUGUUUCAUUUGUUGGGUAUAUAUAUAGAGCAAAAAUCAGAGUAAAAAGGGGGGAGUUUUCGGAAAGAGGCGUUUUCUGCUGGGUGACAAUGGCUGGAGGAGGAGACAUUGUUGAGUUUCAAGAAGUGUGCCCUUUUCUAGAUUUGUUUCUUUACGUAAUUUUCUCAUCAGAGAAGGUUCUUGAGAAAGGUGGUGAGGGGGAGGGUUGGAGCUUGAUCCCGUGGGUGGGAUCCCUCCGCCCCGAUUCUGAUCUGUCUUCUUCAAAAACCUUUGCCAUGCUUGUUUUUAUUUUUUGGGGUUCUCUUGACGUGCUGUAAGUGUAUUUGGGAGUGAUCUUGUGAAUGAAAAAUCAAAAAAAAAUUGUCCAGUUCAUUGUGUCUGUUAAAUGUGUUUUUUUUUUUGUUGAUGAAUGUGAUUUUUUAUGAUGAAUGUGCUCUUUCUUUUGAAAUUGAUGAACCCUAAUUGUAAGUUUUAUUUUUUUAUGUUUGAUCUGUUUUUGUUUACUUUGAGCAGUGGCUUGUGUUUCUAGGUUGGAUCAACCAUGCCGAAUCGAAUAGAUUCAUAUAUAUAAACUAAAAAAGGUAUAAAAAAUCCUAAAAAAA